Messenger RNA from Pieris napi, 1568 nucleotides. RefSeq names its product juvenile hormone acid O-methyltransferase-like. Lineage: Eukaryota; Metazoa; Arthropoda; Insecta; Lepidoptera; Pieridae. The transcript has 4 exons. The record is from RefSeq and is a predicted model, not a curated record. Bases 66 to 878 code for a protein of 270 amino acids.
GAUAACAUCUAACCCGACCACUGCGCAAACACUAUCAGAAAUUCGCCGAAAAGCACGCACGAACAAUGCUUAACGUCAAAUUGUAUAAUAAAUCAAAUGCUCUACAGAAGACUAAUACAUUGAAGUGUUUAGAAGAAUAUAAGAAUAUAAUCAAUUGGAAAAUAGACUCAACGAUCCUAGACAUUGGUUGUGGCGAUGGGAGUUUGUCAUCAAAAAUAUUCAAAGAAAUAAUUCCUACUUGUAAGACCAUGACAGGCUGUGACAUAAGUGAAGAUAUGAUACGAUUCGCAAAUGAACACUAUGCUUCGGAAAGUGUUGAUUUCACUACCCUUAACAUAGAGGGAGAGCUGCCCGAUCAGCUAAGGGAACGUUUCCACCAUGCCAUUUCCUUUUUUGCUUUAAACUGGUGUCGUCGUCAAGAAACUGCGUUCCAGAACAUAUACGAUAACCUUAGGGACGAUGGAAGUUGUUUUGCGAUUGUCGUAGAAAAAACAUCAUUAUUUGAUGCAUAUAGGACCCUCGCUAAAGCCGAAAAAUGGAAGCCAUGGGUUACUGACGUUGAAAGAUAUAUAUCUCCAUACCAUGACAGUCAAGAUUCCCUUAAAGAAUUGCAACAAUUAUUAGGAAAAAUUGGAUUUACUAUAAAAAAAUUAGAAGACAAGAUAAUAGUUCACGACUACGAAAAUCAAGAGAAUUUGAAAGGUGCAAUAAUGUCUGUGAUGCCUUUCAAGAUCCCGGAUGAGUUACGUGACGAUUUUUUUAUAGACUUAAGCCAAGAAAUGCAUAUGAUUGACACUGAAAAGUACAAUUACAAGAAAUCAACUAAUGAUAAUGUCCAUAACAUGCAAAUACUCGUUUUAUAUGUUGAAAAAAAGUAAUAUAAUGUCUGGAUUUGUUUUUUUAGGAAUAUUAAUUGUUCUAAAAUUGAAAUGUAACAUUGAAAUAUAAAAAUCAUACAAUUAUUGAAAUACACAAACAUAAAUUCUAUAUUCUUCUUCUCUUCUUUUAUUUUGUAAAAUUAUGUUCGUUAUUACAAUAACUUCUAAAAGGACUUAGAUGACAAAUUUGUCUAGCUUAACCAAUUGGUGAAAUAGCAAUGGAACCUGUGGGUUUGAUUCCCGUAGAAAUAUCGCACAAAGCAAAAAUGUAGUGAACAGGUUAAUUACAAAACCAAUACUUAAUAAAACUUAAUUUAAAAUACUGGCUAGUAAAAUUUUAAAUAAAAUAAAGUAAAACUACCUUAAAGACUAAUCAUACGAGUCCUGCAGUGUGUACCAAAGUUUACGGCUUCACCGUUUUUUGCGAAUCAAAACAUAUGACAUUUUAAUAAUUUUAUUAUACAUUUUUCAUAUAUUUUUCAACAUUUCAAAUAAAACACAGGAAAUUCGGUUUUUCCGACGUAGGUAGCGAUGGACUUCAUAAAAUAAUUUCCUUUAAAUAAUGACGAACCUAUAAAUUGUUCGUUACCUCAGUGAAAUUUAGUGUUAGAUUACUUGUACCCUGCAAAGUGUAAUCAAAUAUAAUAUUUUGUAAUGUUAUAUACAAUGAAUACACCAAUUAUUAAUAUU